AUGAUUUCUCAGUGUUUAGAGGCAGCAGAGGGCUGUGUGACGGUGAAGUUCAGCCUCGCAGGUCAUCCCUCUCAGAACCAGCUGCACUUCCAUCUCAAACCAGCAGAGGACACUGGGUUGGCUGCUCGCACUCGGAUUCGCUGCCUGGAGUUGGAGGACAGAUCUGACAGAGGACGGAGUGAGCAGUUCUUUUACUGCCUUCAUUGCUGGCAACAAAGACAGUGGCAAGUGGAUUCAAGGACCUCUGGCACGCAGACAUAUUCCAACACCAAGACAAAUACAGUCUUUACCUGUGAAAAAGGUGUUUGGAGGGGGAAGAAAAGCAUCUGGAAAAGAGCUCCAGUUAGCGCACCACCCUGCGCUCAAGCAGCUCCAGUGAGCGCGCCUUCCAGUGCUCCAGUCGGCGCACUUCCCUGCGCUCCUUUCAGCGCACCUUGCAGAGAUCCAGCCUGCGGAGAUUCCGCCUGCGGAGAUCCAGCCGGUUCAGCCUGCAAGGUCCAGCCUGUUCAGCUUGCAGAGAUCAAGCCUGCCCAUCCGCCAGAGACCCUGUUGUCAGCGCGUCCUCCGGGUCGUCCUCCAGAAGACCGGCCAAAGUCUUCUCAGCCUCCGGGUCAAACCACCGGAGAUUCUGCCUGCUCAACAUCCGGAUCUGCCUCUAGAGAUCCGGUUGUGGCCUGCUCAUUCCCCAAGAACCUGGUCCAGGUCUGCUUACCCUCCGGGUCGUCCUCCAGAGAUCCGGUUCUGGCCUGCUCAUCUUUCCAUGGUCCGGCUCCGGGCAGUUCGUCUACCCAGGUCAUGGCCCUUGUCUGUUCGCCCUCUGGGUCGUCCUUCAGAAAUCUGGUUCUGGCCUGCUCGUUCCCCAAAACCUGGUCCAGGCCUGCUUACCUUCCGGGUCGUCCUCCAGAGAUCCGGUUCGGGCCUGCUCGUCCUCCAUAGACCCAGUCCCGGUCUGCUUACCUUCCGGGUCGUCCUCCAGAGGUCCAGCCCCGGUCUGCUCAUCCUCCCUGGGUCCGGCCCCGGUCUGCUUACCCUCCGGGUCGUCCUCCAGAGGUCCAGCGCCGGUCUGCUCAACUUCCCUGGGUCUGGCCCCGGCCUGCUUGUCUGCCGGGUCGUCCUCUGGAGAUCCGGCUCCUGUUGCCAUGGCUUUCAGCCACCUUUUCGGGCCGUCUGGAAUUCGGCCCUUAGAGGGGGGGCUACUGUCAUGGAGCUCCUCCUCCUGCAGUCCCCUCAUCCUCCACAGCUGGUCCUGAUCAGUUAAUAGGCAUCAGGACCUAUGGGUUUCACCUGAUCCACAAGGUAUAUAAGGAGCCUUCCUGCCCUUAUUCCGUGUCGGAUCUUAAUCAACACUCAUAAUGGACUCACCCCUUCUCUGAUGCAGAUCCUCAUCUCCAAACCGACUCAUUCAGCAGAUGAAGCUGUUGCUCCCCAGCAGCCCCUCAGAGAGCCUCUUUUGCAGUUGGAGUCUCUGCAGAAGGCGUCUAGUAGAUGGAUGCUGGAUGCUCCUCUGCACUGGGAAAGACCAGUGACGAGGUGGAAAAGUCAAAGCCUGCAUUGGUUAACAAGGAGGUGUGGGCCACCAUUCUGGCUCUGAUCUGGCUUCAUGGUUUCAAGAUGGAUGUAAAGGAGGAGUGGGAGCUUCUGGCCAUGAAGGCUGCAUCAUGGCUCCGUCCUUAGAAUGGACCAUGUGUGACAGAGUGUGUGGAAGCAGGAAAUGCACUGCUGGGCUGCAGCGUGCAGAAAGACGCUCUGGGGCUCUGAAGUUAAGGUUAAAGAGGCUUCAUUUUCAGGAUUCUUACACAGAAGCACAUUUACUAAAUCACACAGCUUUCACAAUGUAUAUUACUCUUUGCAGCAUCUGCCUUUAUAAUGUGCCUUACUAUAACUGCUCUGUAUGUAUCAGCCACCAGAGUUCUUAAAGAAAGCUUUUGUUUUUGCCUUUUUCAUGUUUCUUUGUAUCUGGAUGUUUUACUAAAAGACAGAUGCAUGAAUCAUUCGUAUAAAUGAAAAAAAUGAGAGAGAAUUUGUUCAUUGUUGUUUUAUUUAUGUCAGCUUUAGGUGACGGUGACACUGUUGUUUACCAAAUUGUAUUAAAAUGAAUAUAACUCCACAUCUGUUUGGCACAGUUAACCCUACACCUGAGUUUAGUUACCAGGAUGUUUUACUUUGAGGAUGACUCUAGUUUUUAUCCACAAUUGACGUGUUUAGAGUCGCAUAGAGUAACAAAGAGCCAGAGUUCACAAAGUGUGCUCAGAGUCCACUUUUGAAUAGGUUCAGGUUACCUCUCUCUAUACCUGUGAAAGGCAGCCAUUGCACUGGCUGCACAUGAAGGAGAAUAAGGAAUGUCAGUAAUAUUUGUUCUAAACUCAUUUUUAUUGAAUCCUCCUCUCUGGAAAAUAAAUAUUCAUGUUCUGAUCCAUGUUGAAAAAGUCAUGGAUGGACACAGUAGCAACAUAAUUGUGCUAAGUGAUCAUAUAUUCACUACAAAUGUCCAUUUUGUUUGGGAUUUAACAUAAAUGAACUAAACAUAAGUUUAAGUAUUUGUUUGUUUUGCUUUUGUUUAUGUUUUAUUUCUCACUAAAAUGCCAUGUUCAACGUUGUCCAUAAUAUUCUUCAGUAAUGAAUAACAAUCCCUUCUGCUUUUUGCACGUCUUUACCUGAAUUUUAAACCUUGUUGGCAACUGUAUCCUUGUCUUUGAGGUUGGAAAGUGUUCAUGUGAUGUGAAUAAAGAAAAUAUAGAAUCCU
This is a messenger RNA of Melanotaenia boesemani (Boeseman's rainbowfish), 2743 nucleotides long. RefSeq lists its product as uncharacterized. Bases 1 to 936 code for a protein of 311 amino acids. The transcript is spliced from 9 exons. NCBI's taxonomy places the organism in Eukaryota, Metazoa, Chordata, Actinopteri, Atheriniformes, Melanotaeniidae. The record is from RefSeq and is a predicted model, not a curated record.